AUGGACCUUCGAGUGUAUGUUGAUGGUGUUGCACGCAUCAUCUGUGAUUUGACCCGAAAGACUACUGUACAUGAUAUCAUCAUUGCGCUAGCUCAAUAUAAAGGCAAAGCAGGUCGAUAUUCAUUAAUUGAAUGUGCACCAGACGGUACUCAACGAACGUUAUCUCCAAAUGAACUCACAUGUGAAUUAAUUUAUCAUCCUGACUGGGUUUAUAUUUUACGACAAAAUCCUUCACACGUUCAAAAGCGUUCGAAAAGUCUAGAUGAAAAAAAAAACAUCAAUCGAACAACAACAACAACAACAACAACACCAGACAAUUGUUGA
Messenger RNA from Rotaria socialis, 324 nucleotides. The record is from the annotation of a GenBank genome assembly. Lineage: Eukaryota; Metazoa; Rotifera; Eurotatoria; Philodinida; Philodinidae.